This is a messenger RNA of Vicugna pacos (alpaca), 496 nucleotides long. It is a transcript of the gene CSTA, whose product is annotated as cystatin A. Gene Ontology annotation, cellular component: cytosol. Gene Ontology annotation, molecular function: cysteine-type endopeptidase inhibitor activity. Lineage: Eukaryota; Metazoa; Chordata; Mammalia; Artiodactyla; Camelidae. The record is from RefSeq and is a predicted model, not a curated record.
GCAACGCCCGCUUUAAAGGCCGGAGUCUCCGCCCUUACCUGACCACUUGCAUCCUGCCCAGCGAAGAAGCAAUUAGCCAAAAUGAUGCCUGGAGGCUUAACUGAAGCCAAGCCUGCCACUCCAGAAAUCCAGGAGAUUGCUAACUCGGUUAAAUCACAGCUUGAAGAAAAAACAAAUGAGGCUUAUGAAGAAUUUGAAGCUGUAGAAUAUAAAACCCAAGUAGUUGCUGGAGUAAAUUACUACAUUAAGGUACGAGUAGGUGAGAAUAAAUAUAUUCACCUAAAAAUAUUCAAAAGUCUUCCUCAACAAAAUCAGUCUUUGACGCUUACUGGUUACCAGACUGACAAAAACAAGGACGACGAGCUGACGGGCUUUUAGCAGCAUGUUCCAAAGGUGGCCAGUUCUUUCCACUGGCUGCUGAUGGAUGAUCCCUGCUAAUAAAUGAAACUAACAAUAAGGAGUUGUCCCUUACCAAAUAAAUGAAUCUUUUCAACUA